UUAGCCGUCGAGAGUCUUGCCUUGGGCUUCGUCCCAGAUUAUACUCUCAAUACGACUGCCCCUUUGGGGGAUCUCAACCAGGCGCUUAAAGCAUCGGGCUUCGCAAAUGCGUCCACGUACGGCUGGUACGCGCAGACGUACCCAAGCAAGAUCUGGGAUGGAGCUCAGCUGCUGAAUAUCAAAGACGACAUUGUUGCUUCCGGUGCGAUCUUGGAGGCGGCCGUGAUGCCGGAAGAGGCAUGGACGGGAUAUACUGCUUCCAACAAUUCCCAGGCCAAGGCCGUCGCACAAGUGAUGAAGCAAUUUACGGACGCCGGUGUGACGGUGAGAUUGCGCUUCGCUCACGAGAUGAACUACUACACUACUGCAAAUGGCGGAUCGCGCUAUGCCGGUGGGCCUACAGCAGUUGCAGAUUUCCAGGAAGCGUUCUACCAAGUCUCGGUAGCAUGCCAGGAGAUUGCACCUGCAGUGAAGCUAGUGUACUGCCCUUCAAUGGCCAGCUUGUCUGAAUAUGAGAUCUGGGCGCCCAAUGCAUCGACGUAUGACUACGUGGCGGUUGACUACUAUCCGACCGAUGCUGCUGCUGCGACUGUGAAGUCGUACCUCUCAACAAUCAAGCCGUUCCACGACAAAUUUACUGAUGGUACAGGCAAGAGAUUCAUUAUUGCGGAAGCGGGCCUGCACUACAACACCACUGCUACGAACCGGGUUGCAUGGCUGCAGGACUUGACCAGCUCGCAAAUGAAGGCUGGCCUGCCUAACAUGGUCAGCGUGACGUGGUACAAUGCGCUA
This is a messenger RNA of Microstroma glucosiphilum, 792 nucleotides long. RefSeq lists its product as hypothetical. The transcript has 2 exons. The record is from RefSeq and is a predicted model, not a curated record. Lineage: Eukaryota; Fungi; Basidiomycota; Exobasidiomycetes; Microstromatales; Microstromataceae. Gene Ontology annotation, biological process: substituted mannan metabolic process. Gene Ontology annotation, molecular function: mannan endo-1,4-beta-mannosidase activity. The annotation marks the transcript as partial.